Chelonoidis abingdonii (Abingdon island giant tortoise) is the source of this 7819-nucleotide messenger RNA. RefSeq names its product zinc finger protein 518A (gene ZNF518A). The record is from RefSeq and is a predicted model, not a curated record. NCBI's taxonomy places the organism in Eukaryota, Metazoa, Chordata, Testudines, Testudinidae.
GCACGGCGGGCAUCCAGCGGGCCUGCCACUCCCCCCAACUGGGGGCCUGGAGGGUCAUCAGAACGCACCCCCCUCCUUGAGCCUCUUCGGCCUCCGUCCGUCUGUCCCAGGUGAAGCGCAUAUCCCUCCGCCGCCACCCCCACCCCCCAUUGCUGGGCUGGGCUCAGUUCGGCAGCCCCACAGUCCCCGGAUGGAAACUGUUAUGGCCGCCAAUUGUGACUCGCAGGACUAUGGAGACGGGCAAGAUCCUUCUCUUAAGUAUUUCUCCUGACUGUGGCCUUUUCUGAUCGUUGUAUUUUUAUGCCUUUCAUUCUUGUGGAAGAAAAAUGUUGAAAAGGCAAAUGAAGAUUUGAAAUCUGAUCUUUCCCUACUGAGGAAAUUAAAAUGGAGAAAGUCAUGGAACUCUGAAGAUAUUUCUGCAUAACAGGUUUGUCUGCUGGAAAAAUUACAAAAACUCACAAGAUCUCCCUGAAACAAAAUAAAGAAUAUUUUUAAAACCAUGCCAUCUGAAAAGGAACAAACUUUUUGUGAUAAAAAGCCGACCACUUUAUUACAAGAUGCUGCUGCAAAGAAACUUUGUGUUUGUAUUCCAGAUAAUGCUGUGGAAAAAGCAUUGGUGAAUGAUACUAGAAGUGUAAUGCUUCCACCACUGAUUUUAGAUGUCAGUCUUUCUUAUGGACUGAAAAAUGUGAAAAUUGAUUUGCCCAAAGUGAACAUUCCAAAUGAAGUGGUAUUGAAAAAUGAAGUUGAUAGAUUCAGAAAAUUAUUUCAGUGUAAAGAGCAAACUGCAAGAAAAUCUUUAAGUCAAGAGAAAGUAAAUGGAAGUCAUCUAAAUUGUUCAGAGAGCUACAGUUUGCAAAGCAAACCAGAAGUGCAGUUUGAAGAAGAAGGUUUGAAAACUUCAGCAAAGAUACUGAAUUUCACCUGUACAAAAUGUAGAGACAAAAUUAGAUAUAGCCCAAAUGAUCUACAGAAACACUUUCAGCUGUUACACUAUGGAGAGUUGCCUUCAUAUCCUUGUGAAAUGUGCAAUUUUUCAGCCAAUGACUUCCAGUUGUUUAAACAACAUCGCCGCAUCCAUCGCAGCACUUUAGUAAAAUGUGAGAUUUGUAAUGAUGAGCAUAUAUAUACUCUGUUGGACUUGACAAAACACUUCACAUCAAAGCAUUGUAUAGAUGGGCAUUUUCAAUGUGAAAAGUGUGGGUUUUCUACCCGAGAUGUGGGCACAUUUGUUCAGCACAUUCAUAGACAUAACGAAAUCCAGUAUAAAUGUGGUAAAUGCCAUCAUGUCAGCUUUACAAAAGGGGAGUUUCAGGAGCAUCUUCUGGUUCACACUGGUGCAUUUCCUUUCAGUUGUCAGUAUUGCAACUAUAGUGCACCACGGAAGGAUUACCUUUUAAAGCAUGUAAUAGCUUUGCAUAGAGAUCACUUAUAUGCAAAAGAUAAACUGGAGAAGGAUAAAUGUGAAAAAAGAAUAGUAAAGACUCCAGCAGGGCUCAAGCUUAUUUUGAGAAGGUACAAAACAGGAGCAUCGAGGAAAGCACUUUGGAGACGGAAAAGAAUUAACAAUGGAAAUGACAAAACUGAAGAGCAAAAUGCACAAGUGCUUAGGAAUUUGAAUAAAAUUCAACCCAGAUCUGAGGAGCUAAACCAGUCUAUAAAGGAGCUGCAUAUGAAUGAAGAAAAAGAUCAAAUUAUACAUAACGAAAAGCAUAAUCUCCAAGGUGGAACAGUGUCGCCUACUACCAUGCAAUACAAUAAAGCAGAAGAUGGGUCAAGUUUUGGUUUGGGAUUAAUGAAAAAUGCUGUUCAUGGACCUACAGUUCUGAUGGUGAAAAAUAAUAAAAUAUCUGUUCCAGCAAACUACAGUGCUAAAUUUAUGGGAUUUAAGAUGGUGGAUGGAAAACAGCAUAUUGUAAUAAAAUUGUUGCCUACAAAUAAACAGAAUGUGUAUUUUUCGGGACAAAAAUCUGAUGGUGUUAAAGAUGUCUCAGCUGAUUCUUUGCUACAAACUGCUGAUACUUUUGGCUUAUCUUCAAGUGCUACAUCACAUGUAACUAAUCAGCAAACUCUGAAGAAUAAUUCUCUUCACUCAUUAACCUCCACUCCAUUUUCAUUUUCUACUCCUUCAGGAAAAACAAAAGCAGAAAAACAAAAUAAUGCUUUAUCACGUGGUAAGACUAUUUCUCAGACUAUAGAAUCUCCCACUGUAGUUAUAGGAAAGAAUGCAACUCAUUUGCCAAUGAAGCCUGGAUCAACUGCACCUCCAUGUGACUUGGUGACAAAGGUUGGAACUAGGGGUAAUGUUCUCUCAUGGGAAAGUUGUAUUGCUCACAGUCGUCCUCAGGUAUUAUCUCCCACAGUUACAAAUACACUUCAUUAUGACCCUAUGAAAAUGCCCUUCCCUAAAAUACAAAAUGGUGGAGUGAGCAAUAAUGGUGGACCUAAUCAUCUCUACUAUCCAUCAGUUGAUUCAUCUAACCAGGGACUACUGCCUUUUCAUAAUUACUCUAAAAUAGACUCUUCAGAUAAUCCAUGUGGCAUUUGGAUGCCAACAGAUGACAAACCUAAAGACUUUAUGUCCAGCAAAAUGUUACUUCCUCAAAACAGCUUGAGAAGUGACUCUACAGCCUCAUUUUCACAGUCAGUGAGAGGUUUAAAUCCUGAAAAAUGUGUAUCAUCCCAGUUAAAUAUUAAUUCAGUUUAUGGACAUGUAAACACUAAGAAUAAUUCUGUCUCUUCAAGAAACCAAUCUAAAUGUAUUAUUGACAGACAGUGUUUUAUGGAAAAAUGGCAUGGUGGUAGCAAACAGUAUUUGGACACUAAUAUAAACCAAGUGUUUGAAAAUGUAGCUGAGAAAUCUAAAGCAGAAAAUAUUUCAGAUUGUGCUAAUUCAUCCCUUAUGCCUAAAAUCACAUCAGUUUUCUCGUUACAUAGUAAACAGGCAUCCAAUUAUUUGUCACCUGAAGUAAACCAAUUACUUCAAGAUGUGCUGAAAGUAAAAUCAACUACUCCGCAAGAAUCUCACAAUAAGUUAAAUACCUGUGUAAAACUUCAUUGUGAUCAGUCAUUUUCAUGUCAUCAGACAGACAGUAAAACUUUUACACACUUAAAAGACUCCACUGCACGUGGUUUAGCCAGUUCUUCUAAUGUAGGUGUUCAUAUGUCUAAGAGAGAGUUGAACGUGAAAUGUAGCACAAUAAAUGAAGGUAUAUGUUUUGGGAAAGAAAGACAGGCACCAGUGACAUCACAUGAUGCAGAAGAAACGGAUAAGUUAUCUAGAACUGCGGGUGUUGGUACAUUGCUUAAAACUCAUACAGAUGCAAUCAUAACACAACAGUUGGUAAAAGAUAGGAUGCGAUCUGCAACCCAGAAUCCUAGCAGCUUCUCACCAGUUCUUCCAGAACAGAAGAAAACACUUUUAGUUCAGACACCUCCACCAGGGUUUCUUGUACCUUUGCAUCUUGCUAACCAACCAAGCUUACAAGUUGUUUCAGGAAAACCUCUCCCGUCAGCAAGUUCAUCAGAGGUUCAUUUGACUAAAAGCAUACCGGCAUCCUUCCUUUUAAAUAAAAGACCUGGAAUGAUAUUGACAUUUAGUAGUGGGACACUUGGCACAGUUGCAAAUGUCACUGGUGAUAGCUCUCAGAUUUUAGGGAGAGUUACAUCUAAAGAGUAUCGUAAAAUAACAGUACCAACUUCAAAGACCGAGUUGAAAAAUGACAGUGUUAGAAGUGUAAAUAAUUCCUCUGGUGUUAGCAUUGUGUCUGAUGGGGCGGUAAGUGAUUUGUCAAAUAGCGUGCCAUUCAAAGCGCCUCUUGUAAUUACAAAUUCAGUUGAUUCUUCUAUGAAAGGAAUUUCUUCUGAAAAUUUUUUACCAGAACAUCACGGCACUGUGUGUGGUUCCUUGGAGUCAGUAAAACAACAGGAGAUUCCACAGAAGCAGCCUGUUUAUGCGCUUUUGCCUGAUGGACGACAGGCAGUUUUUCUGAAAUGUAUGACACCAAACAAGCCUGUGGUACAGAAACAUAAUGUUCAAGAAAAUGCUUAUAAUCAAAAUUGUCAACCAAAGAAAACUGGAGCCAUGCAACAAAAGCUUUUGCUGAAAAUUAAGACCUCUACUUCUGAUGCAACUACUGAUCUAAAACAAUCAGUUAGCAACUCAGUGCCCUCACUACAAUUGGAUAAAAUGCAGUCCUUUAAAAGUCCUGCUAUAGGGCAGAAACAGACUAUUAUUACUUCUAGUGAUGCCUUAUUCUUACCAGGUAGAUUGAUGCCAGCAAAUCCCUCUUUGGCAAGCUCUAAUUGUGUACUUCCUGUAGAACCUGUAUGUUCCACCAAGCCUACAGGGGCAUGGUCACAAAAGUGUUCAGUUAAUUCUACACAAGCAGUAAUUGCUAACAAAGGGAAUAGUUAUGGUAGCCAAAGGUCCACGUGGAACACCAGAAACAAACUUUCAAAAGUCAAACCUUGCUUGAAACAAACUGGUCAUAAAAGUUCUGAAGCUGUGGUUUCACAAAGAAACAAGAAUUCCAAACGAAAAACUAAGGAUGAUUUCCAAGAACCCCCUAGAAAGAAAAUAAUGUUGCACAGGAGGUGCAAAGAAAAGAAUCAAACUGAAGUUGUUAGCAAAUCAAGUGGCCCUUACAGACCAAGGGCAUCAAAGGAAACUGUGAGGACUUUGAAACUACUUCCUUUUAAUUCUAAACAACUUGUAAAAUGUCCUCGGAGAAAUCAGCCAGUUGUAGUGCUGAACCAUCCUGAUGCAGAUGUUCCAGAAGUUGUAAAUGUAAUGAAAACUAUUACUAAAUUUAAAGGACAUGUUCUUAAGGUCUCAUUGUCAAAAAGAACUAUUGAUGCUCUUCUGGAAUCAGCAUACUGCAAUACUUUAGAUAUUGCUACUGAGGAUCUCUCUCAAAGGAGGCACAGGAUGAUAAAACCUGUUAGUCCUGUAAAAGAAAGAUUUGUGUUAAAAUUAACACUGAAAAAAACAAGCAAAAACAAUUAUCAGAUUGUGAAAACUACCUCUGAUAAUACCCUGAAAGCUAACUUUAGUUGCUGGUUUUGUGGUAGGGUAUUUGACAAUCAAGAUAAUUGGGUGGGGCAUGGACAGAGACAUUUGAUGGAAGCUACCCGAGACUGGAAUUCAUUAGUAUAAUCUUGAUUAGCGAAGAAAGCAAAAAUAAAUACCUUACUGUACUCGUUUUAAAAAGAACCAAGUUGAAUUAUGAUACACAGGUUACUUAGGCAUGGUAGAUAAAUACAAAACAAUUUUAAAAUAAUGCAAAAUAAUAGCAUCAAAUGUUGAGAUACAACAAAGAACUUUGUGGGUUAGAUGUUGUAUAACUAAUUGCAAUUACAGUACCAUAAAACUGCAUAUAUUUUUCAUUACUAUCAUGUCCUAUAUUUUUAUUAUUCUAUAGAAUGAGUUCCCAGGAUUUUUGUUCUGUACAUAUUUAAAAACCUAAACAUGUAAAUAUUUUUGUACUGCUCAGUUACUUGCUGUAGAUCUUGCACAGAAUUUCUUUCCCUUUUCAGUUCUGUGCAUGCACUACUAAAACUGAUUUAAAGGUUUUUCAACUACACACAGCUAUUACCCAUGGUUUGUUUUUUUUGUUUUUGUUUUCAAUUUGAAUUGUUUUUGAUUUUGCUUUUUCAGGGAUUGAACACUAUUGUUAGCAAGUGCCUAAAAGAUGUGAAACAGUUUACAUUUAUGUCAACUGUAUAACCAUAGGUCCAAAUAGGACCAUUUCCCCAAUAGUUUCAUUUAAACAAAGCCAUAUGUGAAUGCUUUAAGCUGUAUUGCUAUGCACAUGACACUUGUACUAUUUCUGUGCAGUUUGUCUACUUUCUUAGUGAAGUAUUUUUCAUAUAAAUUAAUAAAACAUGUUACAAUUGUGGUUAAUACAUUGAGCUUGAGAAUGGAAUCAGUUGGAAAGAUACAGUAUGUAUUCAUAAUGUAUAUGGUGUUUAAGAACGGUGAACAUUCCUAAUCUGUAUUGAUUCUCAUCAAUAUUAAAUUUGCUAUAACUGUGUUUACAGAACGAUUGUGAGAGUUUAUAAAAAUGUAUGUUUUCUAGCCCCAGUAUGUACUACCUCCAUCACAAAUCCCAGGUAAGUGGCAGCAUGUAGUUGCACUGUCCUAGGACUUUGCUCCAGGGAAAACAAUCAGUUCCUAUAGCUAGUGCAGAUUACUCUCCCUUUCUGCUUCCUCAACUGCACUGUCUGGUAUUUGGGGAGGCCUAAACUUUGGCCACUCCCCACCCCACCCAUCUGUAUGGGGAGUAACAGCCUUGCAGAGGCUGCUCUACCUCCUGUUGCCACUGGUAAAUAGGAGUGGCUCAUGCAAGGGAAUAAAAGAGUUUAUGCUCCCUUACUUUCCUAUGUGGACACACAGCCAGGAUCACAGUCUGACCCACAGAGAUACUACAUUUAGGGCUGUAUCCUGCAGUCCUUAGGGAGUCACUGGGAGUCUUGCAUAAGAACUGCAGGAUUGUACUCUAAAUAUCUGACUCACUUUUGAAAUGUUGCUGGAAAUCUUAAAUGGAUGAAAUUCAGCUCUAUGCUCUCAACAAAGGUUCUGCAUAUUUAAAACAUUGCGAGGUCUUAAAUUGAACACAGGUUCUCUGGGCUGGUUCUCUGUAGAAGGGUGAAUGUCACUCUGACACGAGUAUGGAGCCUGAUCCUGUGUCCAGUGAACAUAGUCCCAGUGGGAGCAAAAUUAAACUAGAUUAAACUUCUAUUUCAUAAGGUGUAAUAAGUGUUUUCUGUUUUAAAAUGUCUCGAAUUGUUUAAAUAGGGAUUGGUACUUUAUAUCAGGAAAAGUAUGUGCUUUCAACAUUUAAACACUUAGAAAUUUCCUCUUAAACUAUCCCUGCAAAAAAGUUUAGCAUCGACAGGUUGCUAGAUGCAAAUAGUUUUAUAACUGUCUUAACAUAUUUUCUUUGGCCAAGAUUUUUCAAAAAUGGGUGCCUAAAGUUAAGCUCCAAACUUAUAUUUAGGUCCCAAAAUAACAUCCCUUUUUGUUUGUUUUUUUGUUUUUCCUCCAGAAAGUGCUGAGCACACGGUGGCUCCUAGUGACUGCUAAAACUUUUUGUUUAUUGUGACUUUUUGGCUUGUUUGUUUUGGUAUACAGUGCAGGUGUUUUUUGUGCAUGAAUAAUGCCGACACCUACAUUGGUGGGGGAGAGAGGAAGUAUGAAAAAAAUGCGUUGGUAUGUGUUUUGAAGGUGCUUAAGAGUGUGUGUUGCUUUGUUAUAUAGAAGCAAAGCAGCAGUCUUUACUGGAAAUGAAAAUUAAGCAAUUUGGUGGUAGAAAACUUUGUAAUUAAUGACUUCCAUCAUUCAUGAGGUGUUUUUACUUCAGCUCUGUAAUAAAUGGGUAUAUAAGUGGAUUUAGAUUGAAACGUGUAUUUGCAUUCACAUAUGGAGCAGCAUUUCAGAUCAAAUAUUUCAUUGAAAUAUUUUCCUUGAUGAAAUUUAAGCCUCAUAAUGAAUUUGUCACACAACUUGUUAAUUUUGCAAAGCUUUUAAUAUAGUGGGGAGAAAAGAAAUGUUCUGAGGCUCUUGCUUGGCUUUUUAACACUAAUUUAUGAAGAAUCUACUACUUGGGCUACUUCUGUGUGGCUUGUGCUGCAGUGCAGCUAAGUGAGAGCAUACAUGGUAAUGGCGAUUUUAGCCCCCUGCUGCAGCAAAGCAACUCUUAAGCAGACUGAGUGGGUAUAUGGAUGUUUGUUGUAAAUCUAAAAUUCUGUUGCUUCUGAAAUUCAUUCCUGUAAUAUUGACAUUAAAUUUUGAUCCUUUAUAAAACUCAGUAUGAAU